Aricia agestis (brown argus) is the source of this 861-nucleotide messenger RNA. RefSeq names its product acyl-protein thioesterase 1 (gene Apt1). Gene Ontology annotation, molecular function: palmitoyl-(protein) hydrolase activity; carboxylic ester hydrolase activity. The record is from RefSeq and is a predicted model, not a curated record. The coding region runs from base 94 to 753 and encodes 219 amino acids. Lineage: Eukaryota; Metazoa; Arthropoda; Insecta; Lepidoptera; Lycaenidae. The transcript has 5 exons. Gene Ontology annotation, biological process: protein depalmitoylation. Gene Ontology annotation, cellular component: cytoplasm.
UGAACUACAGUCGGACGUCGGUCAUACAACUCAUACAAAAAAAUAUUAAAUCAGUGAAAGUAAUUUGUAUUGAUUUUCGCAUAAAAUCUGAUAAUGGAACCAAAUCCAGUAAUUAUCGCUGCGACCGCUAAACAAACUGCUUCUCUUAUAUUUUUACACGGUCUCGGUGACACUGGCCAUGGUUGGGCCAGUACAAUUGCCGCAAUCAGGGGAUCUCACGUCAAAGUUAUCUGUCCCACCGCGGCUUCAAUGCCAGUAACAUUGAAUGCUGGCUUUCGAAUGCCGUCUUGGUUUGAUUUGCGGUCAUUAGAUGCCACAGGCCCCGAAGAUGAAGAAGGUAUAAUAAGGGCGACUGGGCUAGUCCAUGGAUUAAUCAAAGAUGAAAUAAAGGCUGGGAUUCCUUCUAACCGUAUAAUGCUAGGUGGUUUCUCACAAGGAGGAGCGUUGGCUCUGCAUGCUGCAUUAACAUAUCCUGAAGCAUUGGCAGGUGUAAUAGCGCUGUCCUGCUGGUUACCACGACACACUAAUUUCCCGAAUGCCACCAAGACCAAAGAUAUACCGAUUUUUCAAGCUCAUGGUGAUUGCGAUCCUGUUGUGCCAUUCAAAUGGGGACAAAUGACGGCAUCAUACUUGAAGACAUUUAUGAAGAACACAGAAUUCAAUACCUACCAAGGUCUGUCACACAGCUCAUCUGAGAUAGAACUUGAGGACAUGAAAACUUUUAUUCAAAGAUGUUUGCCUGUUACAAAUUAAUAAUUAAUUAACAAUACUACCAAUACACUUUAAAGACAGGCUAAUGAAAUUACUUGUAUAGUUUGAUUAACCUUUUGAACGCCACUAUCACUUUAUUAUUUACGAUAA